Messenger RNA from Saprolegnia diclina VS20, 691 nucleotides. RefSeq lists its product as hypothetical. Lineage: Eukaryota; Oomycota; Saprolegniomycetes; Saprolegniales; Saprolegniaceae. The transcript is spliced from 4 exons. Gene Ontology annotation, cellular component: cilium. The record is from RefSeq and is a predicted model, not a curated record. Bases 20 to 562 code for a protein of 180 amino acids.
GUCCGCUGCAACGCUAGUCAUGACGACAACCUGGAGCUUUGAGCGUGAUGGCCGCGGCUACCGGCGUUUGCGAGCCUCGUUCAUGGCCAAGUACCUUCUCAUGGGUCUCUUCCUCGCCACCGACAUGGCGCUGAAUGCGUCGGCCGAGUACGUCGACCUCGCAGCGUCCAACAGCAUCAACACGGCCGUGAGUGUCAUCUUAGCCCAAGCGUUUGUGCAGAUCGUCGCGGCCAUCGACUUGUUCAUUCUACUGGGCAUGACAUUUCCGUUCCGCAAUGGCCUCCUCGGCCUCCUCGGGAUGGAAUUUCGAUCGGUGCUGUACAUGCACUUGGUCUACUUUGCCUUGACAACGGCGCUUGGCAUCUCCCGCAUCUCGAUUCUGUCGGGCGGCCGACCGACCGUCGAACUGUGGGACCGCCCGGGCUACUACCUGCUCUCGGUGCUGCAAAAGCUCGCCAUGGUGCCCUACUGCCACUUGACGCUGAAUGCGCUCACCAAGCUGGGCAGCGCCAAGUUUUACACCAAAGAUGCUUGGGUUGCGCUGCACAACCAACUGUUUUAGUUUAUUAGAAUGCAAUGGUCUACGUAAAAAGGGCUAUGAUAGGGGAUAGCGCGACACGACGCCGUAGCCCUAUGGAGAUGAAAGAACAUAUUUGUGACGUCGACCCUUGAUAAUAAAACUUUGACGUGG